AUGGCGGAGGUUCACACAAGGAAUUCGAAGUACAAGAACCUGAUGAUGGUGGAGGUUCACAUGAGGAAGUACAAGAACCUGACGAUGGGUUCACACGAGGAAUUCGAAGUACAAGCACCUGAUGAUGGCAUGGGUUCACAUGUGGAAGUACCAGAAACUGACAAUGGCAGAGGUUCACAUGAGGUGGUACAAGAUGGUAUGCCCAGUAUUACCAAACCAGUUCUCCCUUCAAAUUCGUUGUCAGAGUUACCAAAUGUAAGUUUUUUUUUACAUAUAGGAACAACAUUGAUUUCAUUGAAUCUCUGCAUCAUUCUGAAACAUGCAUUAUAUAGUAAGAAAUUAAACUUUUUAUGAAAAAGUAAAAUAGAAAAGAAAUAGUGUCUUUAAUUUCUAAUACUUGCAGUCUUUAAUUUCUAAUGCUUGCAUGUUCCUAGAAGGGGAGAGAUACGUACAGAACUAGCCUAGAUAUACAUGUCAUAAAACCCAAAGACUUGGAUACAUUAGACGAUGGAAGGUGGCUAAAUGAUGAGGUAUUUUUAUAUUUUAAAAUGAAGUUUAAUAAAUUCAUCAAUUAAGCGUAUCUACUUCAUAUCUCCACCUUUUCGCAUGAGGCAUGUGUUUUAGUUCUUCGUGCAUGUUUAUGUACUAUUUAAAACAUGAGAAGGAGUAUUUUAUCAUAUUUAAAAUGCAAGUCGCAGCCGAGAGUUUUAGAUAUGAUAAAAUGCGAGAAAUGGACUUUUCUUUUCAACUAGGAGAAGCGGCAAAUAUUGAUGUGUCCACUUUCGAGUCCAAACCAAAUUGGAACAAUAUUCGCAACAAAAAAGAUAUUCGAAUCGCAUCGUCAAGUGAGAAACAACUUUGCCAACGGUAAGAUAAAUGGUGCCUUCAUACAUAUAGCCACCUACAUUUAUACCAAGACGAACAACUUGCAUCCACUUGCGUGUCACUGACCUUAUUUCUGAUGAUUUGUUGUGCUUGCCACCUAAAACGAAGCUUUCACUAAUUGCACAUAAACAUGAUGUACUUAAGAAUAAACUAACUUCCUACUUUUUUUGUUGUAUGAGCAAUGUUUAGUUGGCAGCAAGGUGCAUCGAAAAUUGCAAAAUAGUAUUUUCCUGAAACUCAUGCCAUCUAUGUUUUUUUUUGUUAAGUUUGUACAUGGUUGAGGUAGUGGGAAAGAAUAGAAGAAAAGUUCCUGUGAUUCUGACCAUCAACGUUAAGAAUGCGAAAAUUGUCCUUAACAAUACGAGAAAAGAGGCCAAGGUUUCCCAAUAUAACGAGCAUGUGUUCGCAGUGAAUGAUGGGAAAUCGGUAAACCCUCUUAGAUGUCAUGACGCCCUGAAGAAUGCAUGCAAAAAUGUGAAGCUUGAGCGACCCGACCUGAUGAGGUCAACCAACCUGCGGAAAUAUGUUGCAACUGUCGGCCAGCUCGUUGACAUAAACGAGUCUGAAAUGGGGUGGUUGGCGAACCAUCUAGGUCACAAUAUCCAUGUCCACAAGGAAUAUUACAGGUUGCCUCAAUCAACCCUGGAGAGGACUGUUGUUGGCAACUUAUUAAUGGCUGUGGUUGAACGGAGAGCCCAUCAGUUUAAAGGAAAGAAUCCUAGAGAGAUUACUCUGGCAGGUAUGUCCAUUGACAGCCACAGUGAAAUAAUUACGUUCUGCUCUAAAGUGAAAAUAUAUACUGAAUCGCUCAAAAAGGCGUAGAUUUAUUUUCUCUUUCAUCAGUAAAACUGCAAUAUUUCGGAUGUCAAGAAGCUGUGUUUACAUAAGCCAAAAAUUUUCAUGGAAGUUGAGUCAAAGUUAAAAUAAAAAUUAUCUACGAAAAAAAUACAGAGCACAUUAAAUUUCUAAUGUUUAUUAAAGCAAGAUCCUUAAUGUUCCAUAGCAUGCAAAAAGAAGAAAUAUUUGAAAGAAAUCAAGCAAAAUCUUUAGAAUAUAGUAAACUUAUUGGUCUUUAUUAGAUUUCGAAGAUGGAAUGGGAAGAACAGGUGAUAUGCAACAGUACG
Messenger RNA from Paramuricea clavata, 2009 nucleotides. The record is from the annotation of a GenBank genome assembly. Lineage: Eukaryota; Metazoa; Cnidaria; Anthozoa; Malacalcyonacea; Plexauridae.